UGCCGCGCCUCUGUAGCUUUCAUCGCAAACAGAUUACAUUAUUGGGGUGAACUGUUCAGUGCGCGGCAGGUCCGAAAUUUUAGGCUGUCCCGGCGUUGUAAUCGAUUUCGAAUAGCCUCACACCUCCCCACACCUCACCAUACAAUGGCCUCCAGAACAGUACCCGCGACGCUGACACGGCGAUUGCUUGCAACACCACGCGCCACACGAUUAUCUAUUCGGCCCUUCACAUGCGCAGCAUCACAAACGCGAACCUUGACCGAACCGUAUCGUCCUGCCAUUCGCGUCGCGGGCCAAAGAAGGGCUUUUUCAUCGACGCCACGAGCACGAUUGGCCUCCGAAGACGACUCCUUUGACCCGAAGUCCAUUGAGCGAGAGGUAGAUGAGGUUGAUGUCCUCAUCGUUGGGGGAGGGCCUGCUGGCCUGUCUGCCGCUAUCAAGCUGAAGCAGAUUGCCAAUGCUGCAGGAAAUGAGGACUUCCGUGUGUUGCUGCUCGAAAAGUCAGGCGAGUUGGGCGACCACAUUGUCUCUGGCAAUGUUAUCGAACCUUCUGCCCUGGACGAGCUACUGCCAGACUGGAAGUCUGAGGAUAACCUGAACCGUUUUGCCGACAUUACCCCUGCAAAGGAGGACCGCAUGCGCUUCCUUACCAAGACCGGCUCGAUCCCUUUGCCGAAACCACCGCAGAUGAACAAUCACGGCAACUACAUCAUUAGUCUGAACCAGAUGGUCAAGUGGCUUGGCGAACGCGCAGAGGAAGUCGGUGUGGAGGUAUACCCAGGAUUUGCUGCUUCGGAGAUCCUGUACAACCACGAGGGUGUAGUCAAGGGCGUGGCGACAAAUGACCUUGGUAUCUCACGUGAUGGCAAGGCCAAGGACUCCUUCGAGCGCGGCAUGGAGUUCCAUGCUCGCGUGACACUGCUUGGUGAAGGCUGCCACGGUAGUCUGUCGAAGCAGGUCAUCAAGAAGUACGACCUGCGACGAGACAGCCAGCACCAGACAUACGGUCUUGGUAUCAAGGAGGUAUGGGAGGUUCAGCCCGAGAAGUUCAAAUCUGGGCAGAUUACCCACACAAUGGGCUACCCGUUGCCAAAGGACACCUACGGUGGUGGCUGGAUGUACCAUUUCGGUGACAACCUCGUCAGUAUUGGUCUCGUCGUUGGUCUUGAUUACCCCAACCCAUGGUUGGCCCCGUACGGCGAAUUCCAGAAGAUGAAGCACCACCCUAUCUAUAAGGAAGUUCUGGAGGGUGGCAAGUGCAUCUCGUACGGCGCAAGGACGUUGAUCGAGGGUGGCUUCCAAUCGAUACCGAAGCUAGCUUUCCCUGGUGGUGCUCUCCUCGGAGACUCCGCCGGCUUCGUCAACGUGCCCAAGAUCAAGGGUACACAUACAGCUAUGCGAUCUGGUAUGAUGGCUGCAGAAGCAACAUGGGACGCUUUGCAAGGCAACAGUGAUGGCGGCACCGUAUUCUUGUUCGACUAUGAGGACAAGAUGAGAAAGUCUUCUGUCUGGAAGGAACUCAAGCAGGUCCGCAACAUGCGCCCUUCCUUCCACACCAAGCUAGGUCUGUACGGCGGCGUGCUGUAUUCUGGUCUUGAAGCCUAUGUUUUCCGUGGCAAGACACCAUGGACCUUGAAGCAUGGCGCUCCUGACCAUGCUGCUACCAAGACCGCAGACCAGUACGAGAAGAUCGAGUAUCCCAAGCCUGACGGCAAGAUUAGCUUCGACAUCUUGACAAGCGUAAGCCGCAGUGGCACCAAUCAUGAAGAGGAUCAGCCAUGUCAUUUGCAGGUCAAGGAUUGGGACGCGCACGCGAAGAAGCAGUAUCCUCAAUACAAGGGUGUUGAAAACCGCUUCUGUCCUGCUGGCGUGUAUGAGUAUGUUGAGGACGACAGCAAGGAGCUGGGCGUCAGAUUCCAGAUCAACGCCCAAAACUGCGUACACUGCAAGACCUGCGACAUCAAGGUCCCUGCACAGGACAUCAACUGGCAGACACCUCAAGGUGGUGAAGGGCCUAAGUACGUCCUCACUUGAGUUUUGGACACAUAUGUGAUCACAUGUAUGUUAUCUUUGGGCGCACAUUAGCGCCUCACUACAGGUGUAUAUCAGGCAGCGUGCAAUUGUAUAUACCCUUUUCCCUGCAACCGUUGCCGCCCAACGCUGAGGCUGGGCGUGCCGAGUAGCUCUUGUGAUCAGGGCUUGUGUACAACACCAAUCCUUUAUUGUUACGGCACAAGUAUGAGUGAGAAAUACAUUACUGUUGAGUGCA
This is a messenger RNA of Didymella exigua CBS 183.55, 2269 nucleotides long. Its product is annotated as electron transfer flavo protein-ubiquinone oxidoreductase. Gene Ontology annotation, molecular function: iron-sulfur cluster binding; electron-transferring-flavoprotein dehydrogenase activity. The record is from RefSeq and is a predicted model, not a curated record. Gene Ontology annotation, cellular component: mitochondrial inner membrane. Lineage: Eukaryota; Fungi; Ascomycota; Dothideomycetes; Pleosporales; Didymellaceae. The transcript is spliced from 2 exons. Gene Ontology annotation, biological process: electron transport chain. The coding region runs from base 145 to 2034 and encodes 629 amino acids.